AUGUGCCUCAUCCAGUCUGUCCCACGUUGAGUCUGAAGCCCACCCACCACGGCACCCGCCAUGUCUCAAAUGCUGCACAUCGAGAUCCCCAACUUUGGGAACACAGUGCUUGGCUGUCUGAAUGAGCAGCGCCUGCUGGGCCUCUACUGUGAUGUGUCCAUUGUGGUCAAGGGCCAGGCCUUCAAGGCCCACCGUGCAGUCCUGGCCGCCAGCAGCCUCUAUUUCCGAGACCUCUUCAGUGGUAAUAGCAAGAGUGCAUUCGAGUUGCCAGGCACUGUGCCGCCCGCCUGCUUCCAGCAGAUUCUGUCUUUCUGCUACACAGGCAAGCUCACCAUGGCGGCCAGUGAGCAGCUCGUGGUCAUGUACACGGCAGGCUUCCUGCAGAUCCAGCACAUUGUAGAGCGGGGCACAGACCUCAUGUUCAAGGUGAGCUCACCCCACUGUGACUCACAGACCGCCAUGAUUGAGGAUGCCAGCUCAGAGCCCCAGAGUCCCUGCAACCAGCUGCAACCGGCCACUGCUGCCUACGUCGCAUCCCCUUCUGUGCCCAUCCCACUUCUGACCCGUGUAAAGCAUGAAGCCAUGGAGAUGCCACCUGCCACUGGCCUGGGCCUGGCUUCUAAGCGCCCACUGGAGACAGGCUCUCGAGAUGGUAUGGCAAUAGCCACAGGUGCUGUAGGGACACCUGGCACAGCCCCUCUGAAGCUGCCGCGAGUCUCCUACUAUGGUGUGCCAAGCCUGGCUACUCUCAUCCCUAGCAUCCAGCAGGUGCCCUAUCCCCAGGGGGAGCGGACCAGUCCUGGGGCCAGCAGCCUGCCCACCACUGACAGCCCCACCUCCUACCACAAUGAGGAGGAUGAGGAGGAUGACGAAGCCUAUGAUACCAUGGUGGAGGAGCAGUACGGCCAGAUGUACAUUAAGGCCACAGGAAACUAUGCAGUGCAAGAGAAGCCAGAGCCGGUGCCCCUGGAAAGCCGCUCCUGUGUCCUCAUCCGUCGAGACCUGGUGGCACUGCCUGCCAGCCUCAUCAGCCAGAUUGGGUACCGCUGCCACCCAAAGCUCUACUCGGAGGGUGAUCCUGGAGAGAAACUGGAGCUUGUAGCAGGUUCCGGGGUCUACAUCACACGUGGCCAGCUCAUGAACUGCCACCUGUGCGCAGGGGUGAAGCACAAGGUCCUGCUGCGGAGGCUGCUGGCCACCUUCUUUGACAGGAACACACUGGCCAAUAGCUGUGGCACUGGCAUACGCUCGUCUACCAGUGACCCCAGCCGAAAGCCACUGGACAGCCGAGUCCUGAAUGCUGUGAAAUUGUACUGUCAGAACUUCGCCCCCAGCUUCAAGGAGAGCGAGAUGAACGUGAUCGCUGCAGACAUGUGUACCAAUGCUCGCCGUGUCCGAAAGCGCUGGCUGCCCAAGAUCAAGUCCAUGCUGCCAGAGGGUGUGGAGAUGUACCGUACCGUCAUGGGUGCCUCAGCCGCCAGCCUGCCCCUGGACCCUGAGUUCCCACCUGCUGCUUCACAGGUGUUUGAGCAGCGCAUCUAUGCUGAGCAGCGACGAAGUGAUGCAGCCACCAUUGUGGCUCUGAGAACUGAUGCUGUGAACGUCGAUCUGAGCACCUCAGCCAACCCUGCCUUUGAGGCUAGUGAGGAGGUGGAUGGGGCAGGCUCGGUUAUCCAGGAGGUGGCUGCCCCUGAGCCACUGCCUGCUGAUGGCCAGAGCCCCCCUCAGGCCUUUGAGCAGGGCAACACCAGCUCCAGUAGGCCUCAGACACCAGUGGCCACAGCAACAAGAAGGCCAGAGGGCACCUAUGCAGGGACCUUGUAAGGGGCCGGCAAGGCCGACUCACAAGGGACCGAGUACUAAAGCUGCUUGCAUGCGUUACUAAUACAAACAAAUGUGAUCAAGCCACUUACCUACUGAACUGCUACUGCUGCCUGACAAAAAUGUGAUUUUUAUUCUGCCUGUAUUUAAAAUGGAUGAAGGAAACAAACGCAUUCAUUAUACUGUAAACAUUUAGGCCGCUGGCCACACUCUGGGAGGAAGGUCCCAGGGCGACUUUUUGAUAUUCCUCAGCUCAGUCUCCCAUGGUAGUGCUCUCCUCCCCCUUCUUGGGGAGGUAGAAGAGGCCACCAAGUCUUGGUGUCCGGCCCCAACUCUGCCUCAUCUACCCUUCCUAUUCCUCCUGCUCUGAAAGCGGAAGCUGGGGUAGUAGUGGCCUGUGGGUGGAGAGGCAGAUAUGACACUCCAUUUCUUACCCAUAAGGACCCCAGUGGGGCAGUGCUGGGCCCCCAGAGGCCAGAUUUCUCUUGUUUUCCUUCCUCCCAAGAAGCCAUGUGUGUGUGUGUGUGUGUGUGUGUGUGUGUGUGUGAGAGAGAGAGAGAGAGAGAGAGAGAGAGAGAGAGAGAGAGAGAGAGAAUAUGAUAGAGUGAGGGUGUAUGCAUGUACGUGUGUGCAGAGACCAAUGAUGGCCCUGCAGCAGUGGCUGUGGCUGGUCACCUGGGGGUGGGGGAAGGACAAGGUGUUCUCCCCAUACCCUGUUCUCACUCUGCUCCACCCAGACCCCCAGCGGCUGGCCUGCUGACCCCCCCAGGGUCUCCAUGCCCCUGGCCAUGGCUGCCAUCACCACCCUCUGCCUCCCCAGCCACUCUGGGAUUUUGCUUGUUUGCUUGUUUAGUUCAGAUCUAUUUUGUUUGUGGUUUGGAGACUUUCCUUCCAACAGAGGGAAAAAAAAAUCAGUGAGGGACUAAUGUCCCUGUCCCCAGUCUACCACAGAUUUGGGUGAAUACAGGCCCAUGGACCCCCAGCUUGGCCUCCAUUGGAGGCAGAGGGGGCCCAGGAAAGAACAGCUAGCCAUAUACAGCCAGGCUCAGCACCUGUGGGCCUAGCUAGCAGGACUCUGCUGCCUGGGGUGCGCUUAUUGCUUACUGUGGGUACCUGUGUAGUUGGCAGCAGGCACAGGCCUGGGCUGGAGUAGUAGGCAAGUGUGGAUCUCAUUGGGGACCAGAAAGUUAGAAAAUCAUGAGGGUGGUACCUGAUGGAGGGGCUUUGAGGACAGCUGGCUGGCUUGAAGCUGUGUGGGAUAUACUCCUGAGGCCACUUACCCAAAUGUCUCUUCUUGGACUCUUGUCCAGAGAAUGCCUGCUUACCGGCAAAGCCAAGCAGCUCCUGAAGUGCCCAAGGACACCUACGAUUCCAAACUUGAAAGGUCUAAUGUUCCCUGUCCCUCUAUAUAUCUUUAAUUUGCUGCCCUAUGAUAUCCUCCCUGUGUGCCCACAGGUUGGGCAGUCUUUCCCCAUCUGGAGGGCCAUGGUAGGAGAGCCUGAGGUGCAAUUUAGACUCCUUCUGUGCCCCCCCUUUUGCUGGCACUUCCCUGCCUUGGAGUGGCCUCACAGGUAUCCCCCAUACUGUGCUAACUAUAAGUACAUGUCUUCCUCCUCUUCUGAAAGACCUGUGGUCAGGGAAAGGGACAUCAUGGCAGGCACCAUGGGAACUGACCUGAGCCCCUCUCCCUGCUCCUUGGUAACCCAAGGCCUGCAUUCCUGGGGCAAGUACAGAGGCUAGCUAAUAUCCAACUCUGGAACUAGCCACCCGGAGAUGGAUCUCUCACCUCUCCCAUUCCCAUCUUAGUCCUAGGUAGGUUGCAGCCCCAGCCAGCCAUUUAGUGACUUGGACCAAACCCUCCUGGUGCUGGGAGAAGACCAUAGAACUGUGGAGGGUAUGGCAGGAUUGGGGGGCGGGGGGCUGUGCCCUUUGCCUCUGGAAUCUUCCUUCAUCUUUCCCCACCCGAAUCUGCACUUUAAUUUGACCACCCCUGGGGACCUUUGGGAGACAGACCCACCUAUUUUGGCUGGUGGCAGAAGGGCUCUCUCUCAUCCCUCCACUCCAAGAUGGGCCUGGUCCCCACCCUGGGCCAGCAUAGGGAGGGUGUCACUGGCCAAUGGAGGAGUCAGUGGCCUCACAGAAUGUCUGACCACUGCUCGGGCUAGCACAAUGUCCUCAACCUCUGUCCCUUAAUGUUUAUAAUUGCCAUCUGUUUCGUUCUAGGUAAGGAAGGCAAGAGCUAUAGGUAAAACUUCAAUAAUAUUAAUUAAAUGUGAAUGGAUUCUGAGCUCUCCCUGUGCCCCAGGUGGGCCAGGCAGAGCGUUUUGCACUAAUGUGUCCCAUGGUGGACGUGGUGGGGAGCGUUUGCAGACAUGCAUGGCCAAUGACUGUACCUGCUGGGGGGGCACUCCCUCUGCAUCCUGAAUGUACUGCGAGGCAGGCGGGUGGCAGGCCUGGGCUCCGAGGGGCCUUCCAGAGUGCCUUAGCAUCUUUUGAUUAUUUUUUCCAAGGAAAACCAAUUUAAAAAACCAGACUCCCCCUCCUUUGUUUACAAGAUGACUAAUUCCAGAAUCGGGGCUGUCUUGUCCUGCCACGUGACCCUGACUUGUCCAGACCCUAUAAAUGAGAUCCUCUCAGUAUUCGUCGGAUGUCUGCACCUCUGUUCCUAGCUUGACUACUAGCAAUAUGCAUAUACUAUGUAGAGUCUAUUGUAGAAACUUGCUACAUCAGCAUCUUUGCCAUGAGGACAGUUGGGACCGGAUUGUGUUGGAGCUUCUGGAGCAGGGCUGGAUCGAGCCAUCACUCUUCUGCCCUCCCCAAGCAAACAACCGUCCUGGAGGCAGCCAGGACCAAGUACAGUGGGUCCAGGGCAAGGGACCAGAGACAGGGCUGAUACUGUGAGCUUGGAGGGGCUGCCUGCCUGCCUGGCUGUCUCAGUACUUGAAUUCUGUCUUGUUUUCUAUACCAGUUGCUCCAGCUAGUGUCUGAUUUGGUGUCUUAAUUUUGCCCUUGAAUGUGGAUGCAGCGGUGUGUGAAAGGCAAUCGAGGCAAGAACCUGAGUGUCCUGCAUAGUGUGACUGCAGGUCUGGGCCUCCAGGAAAACUAGCUGUGUGGCUUUUGUUUAGAGCCCAGAGGAAGGUAGAAGGAAGGGUCUAUGAGGGACUGGCAAGCUAGCAGGGACUGUCCCCUCCAGGGACUGUGGGGUGCCUGGUGCUACCUGGUUCAACAGCAGGAACCUCCUGUGUCCAGUGCUACCCCUGUCCUGCCCUGCCCCACCCCAUCCCAUUGUGCCCUGCUUGGGUUCUCCAAAGGUGGUCAUUCGUAGCUGAAGUAGAAAUGGCAGAUGGCCCACCAACCAGCUGAACACUCUUAGAAUCUGUUUGCUGUGGAUCCCAAAUUGGAAUGGUGAGCAUGCAACAUCUCAACUUUAGCCACAGCUGCUAUGGGUUCUGCGUGAUAUCAGCCAUCCCAGCCUGUGCUGCUGAAGAAGGGCUUGGUACAAAGUGUUGUAAGAAUGGCAAAGGUGUUUGCUUUUGUUUUGUUUUGUUUUCCUAGAAAAGGAAAAGGAUGCAGGACCUAAAGCAUUCUGGUUGAGUAGCCUCUACUUGUGUCCCAUCAGUCGCCUCGUUGCAUCGUUGCAAGUGUUUUGCACACGAUUGUGAUUUUUAUGUCAAAAGAAGCCAAAAUUUGCAAUACUAUUUUUAGCAGACAAAAAGAGAAAAAAGUAUCAAAUGUAUAAAUAUUUUUGACUUGAAUGCUCUGGGUGGCUGUGGGUACAAGGAGAACAUUCGUCCCUUCAGUGGGAUGUUUGGAGAAAAGGACCUAAGAGAGGAUUGUUUUGAAGGCACUGUCUAGGGGUUAAAGUAGCAUCAUAACUCAUGACUGUUAGAAAAUAAGUUAAUAAAAUCAGUUGCUCCCCUACCUCUAAGGAGGGCUUCACAGAACCACUGAGCUAGAGCAGAUGCCACAUCUUGGCUUCCUUUUGUUUUGGAGAGGAGGAGGCCUUUGUUUUGUCCCUCCAGCAUCCUCCUCUCUUUCUGUGCUGUGACCCCGUAGUGACAAGACUGUUACUUUGUAGCCAUGGCUGACAACAUUGUAUCAAUAACUAAAACCACGGCAAUUGUGGGCAAGCUGACCAGGGAAACCCAAGAGCUAUGAGCCUGUGCUCAGAGCUGUUUCAGAGGUGGAAGUCCAUGACAAACAAAAGGAUGUCAUCAUUAAUUGUAAAGCGCUUUGUAAAAUUCACAUUUACAGAAUAAUAAAGUCAAUUCAAACCCA
This is a messenger RNA of Cricetulus griseus (Chinese hamster), 6099 nucleotides long. Lineage: Eukaryota; Metazoa; Chordata; Mammalia; Rodentia; Cricetidae. The record is from RefSeq and is a predicted model, not a curated record.